GCGGGUGAAGCCCAAGAUGGAUCCCAACAGGAUCAUCCAGGCGCUGAAGGGCACUAUAGACCCCAAGCUGCGCGUCGCCGCCGAGAACGAGCUCAACCAGUCCUAUAAGAUCAUCAACUUUGCUCCAAGUCUGCUGCAAAUCAUAGUAUCCGAUCAAGUUGAAUUUCCAGUGCGUCAGGCAGCUGCCAUUUACCUGAAGAACAUGGUGACACAGUACUGGCCGGACCGUGAGCCACCUCCUGGAGAAGCGGUUUUUCCGUUUAAUAUUCAUGAAAACGAUCGGCAGCAGAUUCGGGAUAACAUUGUAGAAGGAAUCAUUCGUUCUCCCGACUUAGUGAGGGCCCAGCUGACAAUGUGCCUCCGUGCUAUCAUUAAACAUGACUUCCCUGGCCAUUGGACAGCUGUGGUAGACAAGAUAGGAUACUACCUGCAGUCUCCAAACAGUGGGAGCUGGCUUGGGAGCCUCCUGUGCCUCUAUCAGUUAGUGAAGACUUAUGAGUACAAAAAGGCAGAGGAGCGAGAUCCCCUCAUAGCAGCCAUGCAAAUAUUUUUGCCUCGGAUUCAGCAGCAGAUGAUCCAGCUUCUGCCUGAUAACUCCCAUUACUCUGUACUGCUUCAGAAACAAAUCUUAAAAAUCUUCUAUGCUCUUGUUCAGUAUGCAUUGCCCCUUCAGUUGGUGAAUAACCAGACUCUGACUCAGUGGAUGGAGAUCUUCCGGACCAUCAUUGAUAGAAAUGUACCACUGGAGACUUUGCAGAUUGAUGAAGAUGAUAGACCAGAGCUGGUGUGGUGGAAAUGCAAGAAGUGGGCAUUGCAUAUUGUAGCUCGUCUCUUUGAACGAUAUGGAAGUCCUGGAAAUGUAACUAAAGAAUAUUUUGAAUUCUCAGACUUCUUUUUAAAAACCUAUGCUGUGGGCAUACAACAGGUUCUCUUAAGAAUCUUAGACCAGUACAGGCAAAAAGACUAUGUUGCACCACGUGUUCUUCAGCAAACAUUGAAUUAUCUGAACCAAGGGGUGAUUCACUCUAUAACAUGGAAGCAAAUGAAGCCACACAUACAGACUAUAACAGAAGAGGUGAUAUUCUCUUUGAUGUGCUACAAAGAUGAGGAUGAGGAGCUCUGGCAAGAGGAUCCAUAUGAAUAUAUCCGCAUGAAAUUUGAUGUAUUUGAGGACUAUGCAUCCACAACAACAGCAGCACAGAAUCUCCUUUACACUGCUGCGAAGAAGAGAAAAGAGGUAUUACCAAAAAUGAUGGCAUAUUGCUACCAGAUUCUGACAGAGCCAAACAUUGAUCCAAGGAAAAAAGAUGGAGCUUUGCAUGUUAUAGGAUCCCUAGCAGAUAUUUUACUGAAGAAGAGUGUCUUCAAGGAUCAAAUGGAGCUGAUGUUACAGAAUCACGUGUUUCCCUUGUUCAUGUCUAACCUGGGAUACCUCAGAGCUCGAUCCUGUUGGGUACUUCAUUCAUUCAGUGCUUUGAAAUUUCACAAUGAGCUAAACUUGAGGAAUGCAGUAGAGCUGGCAAAGAAGAGCCUGAUUGAUGAUAAGGAGAUGCCUGUCAAAGUAGAAGCAGCCAUAGCCCUUCAGACCUUAAUAAGCAACCAAGAACAAGCCAAGGAAUAUGUGAAGCCUUACGUAAGACCAGUGAUGCAGGAGCUCCUGCACAUUGUCAGGGAGACAGAAAACGAUGAUCUCACGAAUGUAAUCCAGAAGAUGAUCUACGAGUACAGCCAGGAAGUCGCUACUAUUGCUGUGGACAUGACUCAACACCUGGCUGAAAUAUUUGGUAAAGUACUUCAGAGUGAGGAAUAUGAGGAAGUAGAGGACAAAACGGUUAUGGCCAUGGGCAUCUUGCACACAAUUGACACAAUCCUGACAGUUGUGGAAGAUCACAAGGAGAUCACUCAACAGCUUGAGAGCAUUUGUUUACAGAUCAUUGGCCUUGUUUUGCAGAAACACGUUAUAGAGUUUUAUGAAGAAAUUCUGUCCUUGGCCUUCAGCUUAACGUGCCAGAUGAUUUCACCUCAGAUGUGGCAGCUUUUAGGUGUUCUGUAUGAGGUUUUCCAGCAGGAUUGCUUUGAAUACUUUGCAGACAUGAUGCCUCUCUUGCAUAAUUAUGUGACCAUUGACACUGAUACUUUACUGUCUAACCCAAAGCAUUUAGAAAUCAUUUACUCUAUGUGUAAAAAGGUACUGACAGGAGAUGCAGGAGAAGAUGCAGAGUGCCAUGCAGCCAAACUCCUAGAAGUGAUUGUUCUUCAGUGCAAAGGACGGGGUAUUGACCAGUGUAUUCCCCUCUUUGUGGAGGCUGUUCUGGAGCGCCUGACUCGAGGAGUUAAAACAAGUGAGCUCCGUACCAUGUGUCUUCAAGUUGCCAUAGCUGCACUCUACUACAAUCCUGACCUACUUUUGCACACCUUGGAGAACAUCAGAUUUCCACACAAUCCUGAGCCCAUCACUGCACAGUUCAUAAACCAGUGGAUGAAUGACACAGACUGUUUUUUUGGACUUCAUGACAGAAAGAUGUGUAUAAUAGGAUUGAGCAUCCUAAUGGAAUUGCAGAACCGACCACCUGCAGUGGAUGCUGUGGCUGCCCAGAUUGUUCCUUCAAUCCUCCUCCUCUUCUUGGGCUUAAAACAAGUUUGCGCCUCACGAGAGCUCACAGAACAUGAGGAUCAUGCUAAAGAUGACAAACACUUUGCAGAAGAUAAUGAAGAGAUACCGAGCGAUGAGGAUGAGACAAAUGAAGUGAGCCAGGCAAUGCAAGAGAAUCAUGGUGGAGGAGGAGGUGGCAGUGCUGGAGGUGGAGAGGAAGAAGAUGAAGAUGAUGAUGAUGAUGACGACUGGGAUGAAGAUGUGUUGGAGGAGACUGCUCUUGAGGGCUUCAGCACACCUCUUGACCUUGAAAAUGGUGUUGAUGAAUACCAGUUUUUUACACAAGCACUUCUGACGGUGCAGAGCCGGGAUGCAGCUUGGUACCAUUCCCUGACUGCGCCGUUGAGUGAGGAUCAGAAGAAACAGCUGCAGGAGAUCUACACAUUAGCAGAGCACCGGAGAACUGCUGCAGAGACUAAGACAAUAGAACAGCAAAGUGGCUACACAUUUGACAACAAAGGACUGAUCACAGCAUUUAAUUUUGCUGGAAAUACUCCCGGUGGCAACUGAAGGAUCGGCUACAGCGGUCAAUGGAAAGGGUCUCAUCACUACAUUUUCUUGAAAUCAUCGUGACUUUUGAGUGAUAGGGGAGGGUAAUUUAAUGCAGCUGAAGGUUUUCUGGGAAAUAGCGGUGUGCUUCCCCCACCAGAAUGCUCUUUCUAACCAGCUACUGUAAUGUACAAAUUCUUGUGGUGUUUUUAUAAUUUGAUGGACUGAAAGGAAACGUUCGUCCUCAAGGAACCUGGAUGACCAGGAGGGGCCAGGCUGCAUCUAAUUGAGUUGCACUUCUCAGGUUUUUGCUGUGCAGAAUUGAUAGAUUCAAAUGGAUAACAGUGCCUUCUGUUGUACAUGGAUUGCCUGAACAAAUGGAUUUUGGAGUGCAUUAUAAUUUUUUAAGCAUAAGGACAUUUCUUGAUACACUGUAAGCCUUGGUUCCAUGUUUUCCAAUGCUUUUUACUCCUCGUUUUAAUUGUUUGUUGGUUGCAUACAAAUUGCUGGAUUCGGAAUAUUAGCACACCUUCCCUAUUUGGUGCAGACCAAAUGUAUAGAGGGAGGUGUCUCUUGUAGUUGCAGAGCAUACACUGGUUAUGUCAAAGGGUAUGGCAGAUUUUUCCUUGAUGCAGUAGUCUUAAAUUAUUUCUCUUAGCCAUGAAUUCAACUCGCUUGAGUUACAGUGGCUUGCCUGGCAGGUGGCUACCCGAAAUCUACAUCAAUAUUAGCUACUGCCUGGACAAGUGGUGUGGCCCUCUCAUGUAGAUGUUCUACAUGACAGCUUAUUUUUGCUAUUAUUGAUGAAUAUUGGAUUAUAUGUGGGAUAAUCUCUUCUGUUUUUUUUCAUUCAUUACCAUUCCAGGGGUAAUACUGAAUAAUGUGGUACAAAAUAUUUGCAAUAUUUUAUUUAUUUUGAUAGAAGAAGAACAGCUUCAAACUUACCUCUUACUAUUACACUCUGUGGUUGUAUCUCUGGUCUGCAUUGCAGUUGGUUAUUCUUGUUCCAUGCUGAAAUUUCUUCUGACAGAUUUUUUUCCUGAAUUUUGAAGACUGGCUUCACCACUGGAGGUUUAGACUAGAUAUUAGGAAAAAUUUCCUCAUGGGAAUGAUGGUCAUACAUUGGGACAGGUUGCCCAGGGAAGUGGGAAGAAUCAACAUCCCUGGAAGUGUUUAAGCAACAGGUAGAUGUGGCACUUAGGGACAGGGUUUUGCAGUGAACACGGGGUUAGCAGUUGUACUUGAUGACCUUAGAGGUCUUUUCCAACCUAAAGGGUUCUAUAGGACAAGGUGUUUGUGGAGAAUUUCAUGUAGAGAGGAAGUGAUAGCAGUACUAAUUUGAAUAGGUGCCCCUCCUUUAGGUCUACUGGGAUUGCAGUGAUAUAGCAAAAAGCAGUAGGGGUGCUUUAGAAUGUGAACUUUGGAUUGGAGAUAAAAUGUUUAGACCAGAUUUUGUCUCUGUGUUAAUUUCUUUAUGAUUUAAAAAAUAUUCACCAAUCAAUUUUAAACGCAUACUAAUAAUCUAUUUCUUUACAGCAGCGUCCCAAAUAAAAAGUCAAAGCCUUUCCCAUACCCCAUUAAAUUUUCCACAACUACAGUAAAUUACUGCUGGCUCUGUGCAGUGCCGAAGCUUUCAUUUUGUCAUUCUGGGUGAGUCUGAUAAAUCUGAGGCACUAUGUGCCUUGUCUUCUGGAAAAGGCCAGAGGAUCUCUGCCCAUUCCUGCUGGAAUUUUCCUAGCCUGGCAGCUGUGGGGCAGAAUGUUCCCUACGCUUUCCUGUUUCCUGCACCUUUUUCUCAAACUCUGAGGCUGUUUCUGUGAUGCUGCUUCCUCUUUCUUUUUUUUUUUGCCUUCCUCUCCCCAGCAGCUACAGAGUAAAGUUGCCCUGGUUCAUGUAGGUUUUUCACUGAUGCUACUUAUUUAAUAGCAACAGUGAAAAUGGGUCGUUUUCAGGCCCGUUGUACAUGUGGAAAGUUGUGAGAAUUCCAGGGUCUGUAUUUCCAAAGGGAAACAGUCUGUUGAGCUGGACAAGUUCUUUAAGGUCAAGCAGCAGAGGGCCAGGAUAUCCUUUGAAUGUCAGGUUAUGAAAAUUACAGGUCACUUGCGAAUUUAGGCCUGGGGGUGUACUGACUGAGACAGUAAGUAGGAAAGCAAUACAUGCAGUUUGCUGGGGAGUUUAUCAGAAACCACAGAAGUUUUGAAAUCAUUCAUGAAUUUAAGGAAUGUUUUUUGGAAGUUAAAGGCACUGGUGACUUCUCUCUUACCUGUCAAUUGAAGUUAGGUAUUAGGCAAGUAAACUAUUUAAGCCUUUUAUUAGUUUAUUAAAAGAAACAAGAUUGUCAGGUUGGGUUUCUUUAAAGCCCAUUUGCCUUCUCUACACUGGUGUGCAGAGUAGAAGAUGGAUUUAUUUUUCUUCUGCUAAUGAGGUUGCUUGCACGGUCACAGGCUAAUAUUUAGGAGUUGACGUGUUCAAGGUAAAAUCUGCUUUUGCAUAGCAUCAUCUUGGUGUCACUAAGCUGAACUAUGGCUGCUCCCUAGUUCUGCUUCUUCUAUACUUUUCAAAUCAGCUGCCAAGAAAAUUUCAUCCAGAUGUUUCAUACAAGAGUUUAAUCAGCAUUAUGGAGUUGGGAAUCUUUGUUGUCUAUUUUGCACUGGGGUCAGAGAUGUCUGAGGGAAUGGCAUGUAAAAAGGUUAAAUGCCUUUCCCUUCCCAGAAGAUUCAUAAGCAAAUGUUUCUACUGGCAAAAGCAAAUGUUAAUUAUUUUAUUCCUUUUUUUUUAAAGGGUUUUCAUCCAAAAAGAUUUACUGGGCUCUGGCCUCCACUUUAACAUAUGGUUCUCUUUUAACAUGAUAAAUACCCAUUUGUACAUGAUCAUAAAUAGGUAAUGGAUUUUAGGUGUUUCUUUCUGAACUGUGUCCAGCUUUGUACUACAUUAAAGGAAGAGUAACACAAAUGUG
Molecule: messenger RNA, 6098 nt
Organism: Vidua macroura (Pin-tailed whydah)
Lineage: Eukaryota; Metazoa; Chordata; Aves; Passeriformes; Viduidae
Gene: IPO8
Product: importin 8
Exons: 25
Coding region: 17-3163 (1048 amino acids)
Biological process (GO): protein import into nucleus
Cellular component (GO): nuclear envelope; cytosol
Molecular function (GO): small GTPase binding
Source: RefSeq, a predicted model, not a curated record